AUGAAGACCUUUUCGCACAUCGUCGCGGCCUUAUCGCUCUUGUUAGGCUCGGCAUUGGGAGACCAUGUUGACUGUCGUACAACUCUGGGCACCAAGUCCGUGAAAGUCGUACCGAGGACAACUAUUACUUCCACUUCGUCAGCUCGGCCUACACAGGUCCUUGUCGUGCAGUCGACAAUUACAAGCUACAAGGGCAUCAAGUCUACAUCUGUCAUCUUGAGCACAUCGACGGAAACUGUGACAGAUACCACACCCACCGAGACUGCCACCAGCACUACCGUUUCGUUCGAUGUCGCGACGUUCAGUGCCACCAUCACAAAUACUGUCUCGACUACAACUACUCAAACGGUUCAGUCCACUUCGACCACCAUUAUUCCCACAGUCGCGGGUUUCCAGCCUAUCGACAACACCGUCAACCAGGGACCUCUGCAACGCCGCAAAGUGCAACAUCCCCGCGCUCCUGCUGGCGUUGCGCCCAAGAACAAGAAAGCCGGCGUUGCUGCUGCAACCCACCCCCAGAACGUGAAAUGCACCCGCUACGUCUCAAACACCCACACAUUCACAACCUACACGACCCUCACCCCCCUAACCAACACCAUGACCUACUUCUCCAAAACCGUCCGCUCGACAUCCGUCAUCACAGACACCUCAACAUCCUUCCCCGCCGAAGUCACAGAAACAGUAACAUCCACCUCCGUCUCCGACGUUCAAACAACCACAACCUUCUUCCAAACUUCCACAACCACACUAGGAGCCGUGGCAACCCAAGUCAUCAACGGUCCCACCCAUUACGACGCCUGCACAAACGCAAAUAACUUCUUCGGACCAAAUUUCUCCAAUGGCGGAACUUCGUACGAAAUCGUAAACGCUCAAAACAACGGACCCAACGUCGGAAACACGUAUCAGAUUGUGAAUCUCAAUGGGAUUAAUACUCAAGAAGAAUGCUGUUCAAAAUGUCAAGCUUCGGCAAUUUGUGAGACGUUUUUGUAUCGUCCUGGCAACGCCGGCUGCUUCCUACUCGCUCACACCGAUAAUACAUGUUCAGCGCAAACCAAUCACGCCAAUUUCUUCUUGUCCAAGGCUGGGACUGCUACGGGAACGGAUGCUUAUAUCGUUGGCAAUGGAAAGUGUGGCUACGCUUAUAGCGCGAACAGUGAUGGGUCGGUUUUCCAGGCUAGUUAG
This is a messenger RNA of Cercospora beticola, 1182 nucleotides long. RefSeq lists its product as uncharacterized. The record is from RefSeq and is a predicted model, not a curated record. Lineage: Eukaryota; Fungi; Ascomycota; Dothideomycetes; Mycosphaerellales; Mycosphaerellaceae.